Messenger RNA from Stereum hirsutum FP-91666 SS1, 603 nucleotides. RefSeq lists its product as uncharacterized. The coding region runs from base 1 to 603 and encodes 200 amino acids. The record is from RefSeq and is a predicted model, not a curated record. NCBI's taxonomy places the organism in Eukaryota, Fungi, Basidiomycota, Agaricomycetes, Russulales, Stereaceae. The transcript has a single exon.
AUGCCCCGUGCUACAUCAGAUGACCUCCACGCCUGCAUCUUGCACUGGAGACUUCACAAAGGCCACUCGCUCGAAGAAUGCGCUGAACGUGCGGGCGUCAUCGUACGCACCAUCCAAAAUAUACUAGCAACAAAACGCAACCACAACAGUCUUCGCAAUCCUUGUUGUCUCCCUCCAGGCCGCCGACGCCUCCUUGAGCACGAUGACAACACAUACAUUUCAUCCAUCCUUGCAGCCCAGCCAACCCUCUUCAUUGACAAGAUACAUGACUGCCUUGAAGCUGCCCGUGGCAAACUUGUGUCCCUCUCCACACUCUCACAUACCAUCACUCGAGUCGGCCUCAGUCACAAGAAGGUGUCUCAAGAGGCACUCGAGUGUAAUGACCUCCUUCGUGCAAGCUGGCAGGUCAAAAUGGCAAACUACACACCUGACCAGCUACUUUUCAUCGAUGAAUCCGGUGGACGACCAUACCAUCCAACGUGCUUACGGCUACUCAGUGCUUGGCUGUGCAUGUGUUCAACGUGCCACCUUCCUGCGUGGACAGAGGUGUUCUGUUUUGCCUGCUCUCGAUGUCAAUGGGAUUGUCACGAUGGAUCUUUUUAA